Manis javanica (Malayan pangolin) is the source of this 4041-nucleotide messenger RNA. It is a transcript of the gene SPATA18, whose product is annotated as spermatogenesis associated 18. Lineage: Eukaryota; Metazoa; Chordata; Mammalia; Pholidota; Manidae. Gene Ontology annotation, biological process: mitochondrial protein catabolic process; mitophagy by internal vacuole formation. The record is from RefSeq and is a predicted model, not a curated record. Gene Ontology annotation, cellular component: mitochondrial outer membrane.
UCAGGGCACCUCCCCACUGGCUUCCCGAAUCCUGCCCGGUGCGACCCGAGGGGGACGAUGGAAAAACCAGCCGCGCUCUGAGCCCCUCAGGAAGAUAACACCCUUCCUGCCUUAACACCCCAUCGUCCUGCGGAGACCACACCUCGUCCCCUCCACGUCUCCAUCUCCGAGAGCGGGGCCGAGCUGAAAAGCGAGGGAUGGCUGACAACCUGAAGAAACUGGUCUGUAACGAAUCGUUACGAGCCAUGCACGAUAAACUGGAGUGCUGGCUGAGGGAGUACAACAUGAACUCAUGUGAUCAAAAUCUAAAUCAUUGCCUCGAACUCAUUGAACAAGUUGCCAAAGUGCAGGGACAACUCUUUAGGAUCCUCACUACAGCAGCCCAAGAAGGAGGACAUAAUGAAGGUGUGGAAAUAAUCAAAUCACGCCUUUUGCCUUGGCUGGAGGCCUCCUUUACUGCUGCUUCCCUGGGAAAAUCUGUUGACAGCAAGGUCCCAUCUCUACAGGACACAUUUGAUAAGGAGAAACAGAAAGAGUCUGGUAUUCGGAAUUGGGACAUGCAUCAAGUGGACUCAGACUUGAACUCAACUCGAAAUCAACUGAACCAGUUUCAAGACGAGCUUAAAUCUCUUCAAGCCCAAGAGGAAUCCCGCCACAGAAACUCAGAGCAAAGAAGCUCAGAGCACAGGAGCUCAGAGAAGCGGGGUUGGGAGCCUAGGAGCUCAGAGCAGAGGAAAGCGGAGCCGCGGGGCCUGGAUGAGAACAGCGCCGACAAGCGGGGCGCAGACCAGCGCAGCGCGGACGUGAUAGCCGAUUACGAGAAACAGCUCCGAACUCUGAAGGACGAGAUAGCUGUUCUGUCUGCGGAAAAAUCUGUACUCCAAGGAAGGUCCGCCAGGAGCCGGUCUCCGAGCCCCGCCCGUCGCAGCCCGGCCCGUCGCAGCCGCAGCCGGUCACUCAGCCCCGGCACCGCAGUGGUGAAGAUCCGAAGCCCGUCCCCGAACGGCGCCAAACUCUCCAAUGCGGCGCGCAAGGCUGCGCUGCUAUCCCGGUUCAGCGACGCCUAUUCCCAGACCCGCCUGGAUGCGCAGUGCGUGCUGCGGCGUUGCAUCGACAAGGCCGAAACAGUGCAGCGGAUCAUCUACGUCGCCACAGUGGAGGCAUUCCAUGUAGCUAAAAUGGCAUUCAGACAUUUCAAGAUUCGUGUGAGGAAAUCAUUGACACCAUCUUAUGCAGGGUUGAAUGACUUUGAGGACACAGUCUCCGAUUAUAUCAUUUGCCAUCUUGAUCUCUACGAUUCCCAGAGCAGUGUUAAUGAUGUGAUACGAGCCAUGAAUAUCAACCCCAAGAUUUCAUUCCCUCCUGAAGUUGACUUUUGCCUCCUCAGUGACUUCAUCCAUGAGAUAUGUUGUAUUGCCUUUGCAAUGCAGACUUUAGAGCCACCACUAGAUAUUGCAUUUGGGGCCGAUGGAGAAAUUUUUAGUGAUUGCAAGUACCGUCGCAGCUACGACUCUGAUUUCACUGCUCCCUUGGUCCUCUACCACGUGUGGCCUGCUCUCAUGGAGAAUGACAAUGUCAUUAUGAAGGGAGAAGCUGUCACCAAGAGAGGGGCUUUUUGGAAUUCUGUGCGAUCCAUACGUCGGUGCCGAAGCAGGAGUUUAAGUCCCAUUUGCCCCCGCACCCAUAUUGGUUUAAGCACGAUAUCUCGAAGUCGAAGCCCUUCUCCAAUAAGAUGUGGAUUGCCAAGAUAUUAAAACCACCAGGCAUGUUCUCUUGUCACAGCACAUCUGCAGCAACCCAGCCUCCCCAGUGCCUCCAUCUCCUGCUGUGUUCACCUCAACUCACUUAGGAUAAUGUGAGAAGGCAAUUCUGUGUAUCACUCCAUGCAGAAAGUUAAAUGUUUUGGCUUAGCACAUCUGUAACUUAUGUAUUGCAUUUUAUUUUAUUUUAUAGAUACUAAUUCCAUUAAUUUGAUAAAAGAGAUUGCAUAGGUAUUUAGGAUCUUAUUCAUUUGAAGCAAAGUCCAUUUACGUAGGCUCAGGAUUUUCAUCCUGAAAUACUAGACUCUUUUACAGCAACUACACAAGCUAAAGUGGAAAAUCUUUACUAUGCUCAGUCCAGAAAACAAGAGGAGUCAUUCUAGUUUGCCAGAUCACAAAUAUUAUAAUUGCUGGAAUUAGCUUUAAUUUGAAAACAAUAUUGGGUGUUUUACUUUUCUUUUACUGUUUGGAAGGCAGCCCUCAUCUCAGGUUGGGGAGCCCCGCGGUGGCAGUGACUUCAGGCUAAGUGCCAACGGAGCUGAUUUAAGAGAACAGAGUUCCUUGGCUUGCUGCUCUUUUCCUACUUUGUGAAGACCCAGUUUGGUUAAGUCGGGUACCAUAUAUUGAAGCUACUUACUUGAGAGUUUUCUUGCUUCAUAAAUGUGGAGCAAUGAUUUGGAUAGAAGUCAGCUUUGAGAUAAAUGUUAAUUACUUUGUGUUUAUCUCCUGGGAUGAUCCAUACAGUUUUUAUGUACGUGUUAAACAAAAGCUACCUGGGCGUGCCCUUUACCUAUUCCACCUAGUUGUUUACAAAUUCAGACCUCCUAAGAACUCCAUCUAACUAAAAAAAACCUAUACUCAAGGCUUAAAAUUAGGGGAACAAUUUAUUGAUUUUAAAUUGACUGUCUAUCCCUUGAUUUCCUCACUUUGAAAUACUGUUGAAAAAGUUCAAGUUCAAAAUAAUAAUGGAAUGUGGCUUUCUCGAGACAAGUAAUGUUCUUUCUGCUUUUUUCCACUUUAAUGGCCAGCUUUAAACAUAAGCCUCACAAAUGACUGCUUUCACUGUGUACCUUUUAGAGAGAAUAUCUGAAUUGGCCAUAGCUCGGUUUGCAUAAGCUCAGUGCCAAAACUAGCAUCUGAGGCUUUUUGGGUGAAAAAAACAAACAAACAGAAACACUUCUCUGAAGUAUGUCCUCCCUUGUUCUGGGAGCUAGAGACCAGGGAAGAGACCUCUUCAGUUCCGGUCCCUUGCGUCUAAUAGUCACCAACUCCUUCCAAAGUGUGAGGUUAAUAUUACUCCCUCUGUGCCUUUAUGUCAUCACAAGCUGGGAGGAGAAUUUGGUGCACAGGUAGUCCAGUUCCAAACUUGGUCGUCAGCUUGCUUCUUGGGUUUGAGCAGGUUAUGCAAUCUCUUUGGGUGAGAUCUGUGGUUCUCUCAACCUUCCUAGAUUCAAGGCCCCCUUUUAUAAGAAAUGCUUAAUUCCAGCUAUUCUGAAAUAAAAUUCACAGUUAGUAUGAAAUAUAUGCAUAUAUAUAUUUCAACAAUGGAUAUAGUACUGUAACUAAUACAAAGCAGAAAAAAAGGGGAACACUUAAAUAAAAUGUAUUUCAAUGAAAAAAGUUAAGUAUAACCAUCCUAAGGGAUAAAAUUAAGUCAUCAGGUGCUUGUACCUGUUUGGAGAAUCAUGAGCAACAAAUGCACAUCAGAUGUGUGUUUCACUGGCAACAUCACAAACAAUGUUGUCAUUGGGUAUGGUUUUCUGAAAUAGUGAACAACUCUUCAUAAAGUUUUGAACAAAAAACUUAGCUAUGCCUUGAUUUACCUAGUAUGUGCAUUCCUGGAAAAGUCAGAGUACAUUAAAACCAUGCAACAGUUACUUUGCAUUAUGUUAAAAGGUCUUUUCUAAAAUCUCACUAAGUAAUGGGAAUGCCUACAUGUCAGAAUUUUUUUUUUUAAGGAGUUAAAUGUCUGAAUACAUGCCCUGAUUUGGAAAAAAGUCACACGUAGCUCAGUUCAUUUGCUUUGUACCCUGUCUGGCCACUUGCCAUUUCUCAAGUCUCUGAUUUGAACUGUAACCACAAAGGGAGUGGCGAAUAGUCAAGAAUAAUUUUUGGAAAGGAUCCACAAAACCCAAGGAGGCUGACCUGUACUUACUUCAUCUGGGUGUGCAUCUUAACAUUAAUAAUUUGAAAAUGAAAAGCUCUUACUUCAUAACCUGGAUAAAAGUCAGUUUCUGUAUUACCUGUGUAACAUCUAAUAAUAAAGUCAAGAAAAAAUGUG